UCUCUCUUCCCUUGCUUGCCCCGCUUCCCAUUCACCUAUCUUACCUAACUCUCUCUCUGCGUACAUGCGCGCUGAACCAACUAAAGCCUAAUAAACAAAAGAAAAAAUAUAUUAAAAUCAACCUCUUUUCUUUGUUGAAUUUCUGCAUCCCCGCGAUCCUGAGAGAGAGAAAGAGAAAAGAGGGUGGGCAAGGAAUAAUGGCGACGAUAACGGUUGAACUGCAAACGGGCGACUUGGCGUGUGGCGAGUACACGAUUCACGCGAGAGAUGCUGACGAGUUAUCGAUUUUAUGCUCGCUGCCUCCUGGGCAGCUCGUUGGAGCGAAACUGGUCGUUCAUCGAGAAGCCCCAGUGAGUUCAUGGGUAAGAUAUGGGGGAACAAUCAAUGGUGUAUCUGCGGUACUGGGAUGGACUGCGGCUGUUAUGAUUUACCUGAGAAGGUAACGGAAAACAAAAAAAAACAGGGGGUUAUUAUGAGCUUCUGUAAUGCUAUCGGCAGACAUGGACAUGUUUUUUUUAGUUGUUCUUGUGUCUUUUGGUCAUUGGACAUUGGGUGUUUCCAGAAAGUUGAUAUUCAUCGUGCCCCGAUUUUCAACAGCGUUGUCUCGAUAGUCUGCCUGCACGAGCGAGCGAGCAACAUACCCGAUUCAGUACUCGUACGAUAG
This is a messenger RNA of Periconia digitata, 664 nucleotides long. Lineage: Eukaryota; Fungi; Ascomycota; Dothideomycetes; Pleosporales; Periconiaceae. The record is from the annotation of a GenBank genome assembly.